AUGGACUUUCUGGAGCCACGGAGGGCCUACACUCGGGCCCAGACAGACGAUAUCGAGCUCAACAACCAAGAUAUCUACAUAGAGCAGCAUUCUCUGGGUUCCAAGUCCAGUUUCACAACGACCUUCAGCUACUCGAUCAAAGAUGAAUCGCCUCUCCUCAAUGCUGACGGCGAUCCUAUUCGGAAAGGAUCGUCAUUCUUCUCCAAAAAAUCUCUAGAACUUCCCUUCUUCACCUGGCCAACUCGCCUUUAUGGGUGGCGCACCGGCGCCUUCACAGCGGCACUUCUGGGCACGAUAUCGCUGCUUGUCAAUCUCGUGGUGGUCUCCUGGCUUGCUUCUCGCGGUCAAGGCUCUAGCCUGGUGGAAGUCUACAAUGGCCACUGUGGCAAGGUCGAAUCCCUGGACAUCUGGAUCCACUUGGCCAUCAACACUCUCAGCACUUUGCUGUUGGGGGGUUCCAACUACUGCAUGCAAUGCCUCUCCGCUCCUACUAGGGAGGACGUCGACCGCGCCCAUGCAAGGGGAGAGUACCUCGACGUGGGCGUGCCGAGCGUGAGAAACCUGAGGAGAAUUUCGGCUCGAAAGAUAAUUCUAUGGUGUGCUCUGGGAUUGUCUUCCAUACCUUUGCAUCUCAUGUACAAUUCGGCGUUCUAUAAAUCACUGGAAGCCAAUGACUACAAUAUCUACUUUGUUACACAAGAUUUUAUUGAUGGCAAACCCCUUGUGCCAUACCACGGCAUAGCGGAAAAGCCGAGCCAGAAUGAUAUUCAGUCUUCGCUCCUAACGCAUCCGGACACGUGGGAGCGCCUGGAAAAAGAGGCCUGCAUCCAUGCCUAUGCGACGACUUUUUUGACCACCCGGCGGAAUCUAAUUCUGUUGUCAAAUAACAACACGAAGCAGGCGAACGAGAGUGUGCUGGCGAUCUCGUCGUAUAUAAACGGUGAUGUCAAGGCUUUCGACUGGAUCUGCAAUAGCGAUCCCAACAUCAGCACCAAGGUUGACGUACCUGUCCAAUCGAACGGCGGGAGAAAACCAUGCGAAUCAUGGGUUUCCAAAGUUGAAGCCAUUGCAAGUCAAUGGCAACCCUUCAAUUUCGACGUCGAGUAUUGUCUUUCUGAGACUGUGACUGAGAAAUGCAGCUAUAAUGGCAACAUUCCGAUCAUAGCGAUCGUUCUGGCAUGUAAUGCCAUCAAGAUUGCGGGAAUGCUCUACGUUGCGUUUCGACUGGAAGACAACCCGCUGAUCACAGUGGGAGAUGCGGUGGAAAGCUUUCUGAACGAAAAUGACAAAUCGACCAAAGGCUUCUGUUUGCUGAGUAAGAGCGAUGUGAUCCUGGCUAGGCAGACGAAGAGCCACUGGUGGCUUCGAGCCCGAGGGGGAGAACGAGAAUCAAAGGCCAAGGUGGCCCAGUUGCGCACAAAACUUGGGCUCGAAUCUGCCAGCCUUACCCGAUGGUCAUUGACCAUCGGCUUUAUGGUCCUUGCGUUGCUCGCGGUGGCAGCGUUUCUCUCCAUCGCAAUCAAGACCAUCCAUUCUGUGGGUUUCGACAUCAAGGAGAUUGGCUUUGGCAAAGUCACCCAGGCGGCGGUCAUCGACGGCUGGCACGUCGGCGUCAAUGGCUCGCCAUCGUCGAAGAUCCUCUCCUCCAUUCUCAUUGCAAACUUACCUCAAACAAUUUUCAGCUUCUUAUAUCUGAAUCUGAACGGGGUGCUGACAAGCAUGUGGUUAGCCAGUGAGUGGAGUGAUUUUGCCAAACAGAGAAAGACUUUGAGAGUGUCGAGACCGAAGGGAGCACAAAGGAGCACACACUUCCUACAGCUGCCCUACAAGGCUGCCGUGCCCUUGAUGAUUCUCUCCGGAAGCCUGCAUUGGUUGAUUUCCCAGAGCAUCUUUCUGGCGGUGGUCGCAGAGUACAACGCCGACGGAACUCUGUUUGACCCUAUUUAUAUUGCCUCGUGCGGGUUUUCUCCGCUGGCUAUGAUCGUGGUGCUUGCAUUGGGAGGAGUCCUCGUUGUUGCUACAUUGGGGCUGGCAAUGACGAUGAGAUAUGAUGCUUCGAUACCCUUGGUGGGGAGCUGUAGUGCGGCCAUCGCGGCCGCGUGCCAUCAGCCGACCUGGGACACUGAUGCCUCACUGAAGGCUGUGCAAUGGGGUGUCAUCCCCGGGGUGGUGGACAGUCUUGGGGUCGGACAUUGUGCUUUCAGCAGCGGCGAAGUUGAACCUGUACAGGAGGGAAGAGGAUACGCUGGGAGCACAGAUGACAAGCGGAAUCCGGAAUUAAUGGGAGGACACGGGGAUGCCAGAUUUCGAGUCCGAUUACGUGUAUUGCCGGACUGA
Molecule: messenger RNA, 2337 nt
Organism: Fonsecaea erecta
Lineage: Eukaryota; Fungi; Ascomycota; Eurotiomycetes; Chaetothyriales; Herpotrichiellaceae
Exons: 3
Coding region: 1-2337 (778 amino acids)
Source: RefSeq, a predicted model, not a curated record